Messenger RNA from Closterium sp. NIES-67, 1905 nucleotides. NCBI's taxonomy places the organism in Eukaryota, Viridiplantae, Streptophyta, Zygnematophyceae, Desmidiales, Closteriaceae. The record is from the annotation of a GenBank genome assembly.
GAUCCGUUCAUGGAGUGGAUCCGUUCAUGGAGUGGAUCCGUUCAUGGAGUGGAUCCGUUCAUGGAGUGGAUCCGUUCAUGGAGUGGUCAACACUGGAUUCUGGCUUGAAUGUCAAUCUGCGCAUGGCACCUAGUACCGGGUCACUCCAGGCACCACCCCAUGGCAUCUACUACCGCACCAGGGGCUGUAACAAGUCGAAUGCUGGCAGGUUCACUUGCGCAAGUACGCCUGGCAGCGGCACCCUAAGAGGUAGGUGCCAUGCGGCCCCGGUUCACAUACCCCCAACUCAAAAUGCUUAAGGCUUUUUACAGCCGAAACUAGUUCAUAAAAAAUACUGUUCGUGCUCUUCAGCUCGAGGUCAAACUCAGAACCGCUGCUCGAGGCCUCACAGCGCACUCAGCCAGGAUCACCCUCCAUCACAUGCACUCUCACCUGCUGUUACACCACUCACCUGCACUCUCACCCCCUGCUAAACCACUCACCCCUCCACCCAUGCACCCAUGCACCCGUGCACCCAUUCAACCACUCAUUCAUUCACCCACUGACCCACUCACCCACUCACCCACUCACCCAUUCACCCACUCACCCACUCACCCAUUCACCCACUCAACCACUCACCCAUUCACCCACUCACCCACUCACCCACUCACCCAUUCACCCACUCACCCACUCACCCAUUCACCCACUCACCCUUUCACCCAUUCACCCGCUUACCCAUUCACCCAUCACCCACUCACCCAUUCACCCACUCACCCACUCACCCAUUCACCCAUUCACCCACUCACCCACUCACCCAUUCACCCAUCACCCACUCACCCACUCACCCAUUCACCCACUCACCCACUCACCCAUCACCCACUCACCCAUUCACCCACUCACCCACUCACCCAUUCACCCAUCACCCACUCACCCACUCACCCAUUCACCCACUCACCCAUUCACCCACUCACCCACUCACCCAUCACCCACUCACCCAUUCACCCCCUCACCCACUCACCCAUUCACCCACUCACACUGAGGACUCUGGCCGUGAGGACUCCGGUCGUGAGGACUCCGGCCGUGAGGACUCCGGUCGUGAGGACUCCGGUCGUAAGGACUCCGCUGUACUCCCCUCGGUACUCCCCUUGGUACUCCCCUCGACCUGCCCCCUGCCGCCCAUAAAUGUGCACCCACCAUCACCCACCAUCACCCACCAUCACCCUCCAUCACCUUUUUUCACCCUCCAUCACCUUUUUUCACCCUCCAUCACCUUUCAUCAUCCACGAUUAGCGUACAUCAUCCUCCAACACCCUCCAUCACUCUCCACCGCCCUCUAUCAUCCUCCAACACCCUCCAUCACUCUCCAUCGCCCUCUAUCAUCCUCCAACACCCUCCAUCACUCUCCAUCGCCCUCUAUCAUCCUCCAACACCCUCCAUCACUCUCCAUCGCCCUCUAUCAUCCUCCAACACCCUCCAUCACUCUCCAUCGCCCUCUAUCAUCCUCCAACACCCUCCAUCACUCUCCAUCGCCCUCUAUCAUCCUCCAACACCCUCCAUCACUCUCCAUCGCCCUCUAUCAUCCUCCAACACCCUCCAUCACUCUCCAUCGCCCUCUAUCAUCCUCCAUCACCCUCCAUAUCGCUCCAUCACCCACCAUCUCUCCCUCUCAAUUCGACAAUUAAAUGUUCAUAUCGGAAGCUUGUGCCAGAAUACCCAGAGCCCUCCCGGCUUCAUUGCGAGCCGGGAGCAGUAUUUCCUCUAGCUAGUAGCGUUGGCUCCGAUUGACUCGUGUCAUCCAUACCACCUGGGAUGUGCUGGCGGAACCUUGCCCAGACAUUUCCGCGCAAUUUUCCUGCGAGGCCCCAUGCCCAUGGGGGAACAGAUCCAAUCCAUCCCAAAUGGUUCGAGCUACAUUUCUAUGUAUUC